Molecule: messenger RNA, 823 nt
Organism: Mercurialis annua (annual mercury)
Lineage: Eukaryota; Viridiplantae; Streptophyta; Magnoliopsida; Malpighiales; Euphorbiaceae
Product: GCN5-related N-acetyltransferase 8-like
Exons: 1
Coding region: 26-679 (217 amino acids)
Molecular function (GO): N-acetyltransferase activity
Source: RefSeq, a predicted model, not a curated record
UCUACAUUUUCUCCUACAGUAAAAGAUGGCACCAGUCUCUGCAACUCCAUAUCUCUCCACACUCUACACAAGAGUCCGUCUCGCAACUCGCGAUGAUGUUCCUCACGUCCACAAACUUAUCUAUAAAAUGGCAGAUUAUUACGAGCUUGCGAAUACUUUCGAAGCCACCGAAGCUUCCCUCGCCACUCAUCUCUUCAAAUCUCCUCCUUUUGAAUCAUUCACCACCUUUCUCGCCGAAGUUUCCACUGAACCUUUGCCCAAAAUAGACUGCUCUUACUUUACACCCAUCGAUCGCGUCAUCCACGUAGAUCAUCAAGUAGUCGACCCAGAACCUGAAGAACUCUUCAAAAGUUCAACUGGCAAUGACGUUAGUGUUGUUGGGUUUACGCUGAUUUUCCCUAAUUUCUCAACUUUUUUGGGAAAACCAGGGUUUCAUUUGGAGGAUUUAUUCAUCAGGGAAGGGUUUAGAGGAUUUGGGAUAGGAAAGAUGCUGUUGUCGUCUGUGGCACAUCAGACGGCAAAGAUAGGAUAUGGGAGGGUUGAAUGGACGGUUAUUGAUUGGAAUGUGAGAUCUCAUAAAUUUUAUGAGCGGUUGGGUGCUAAGGUUUUGCCUGACUGGAGGAUUUGCAGGUUGUCUGAUGAAAAUCUUGAAGCUUAUCGUGAUCUAAACUCCGUUUAGAGUUCUUUAAAAUUUUCAUUUUCUGUUUCAUGAAGGUAAUGAGUGAACAAUAAUAGUAACUGUGUGAUGAAAAUGAGAAACAUUGUAGUAUUGUACUACUACUUUUAUUUGUCCCUUUUAAAUAAAUAUUCAAAGUUUUCAUUA